UCAGAGGUCUUUCUGUGAAGCAGGUGACGCACCGAAAGUGUGGAGCACUAAAAAGCCGGACAGAAACCGGGCCAUGAGCAAAAUAUAACACCUCCAGGAUCCAAAACCAGAGGAGCAGCUGAGUAACCAGAGUGUCCUGACAGUGAGCAGAGAGAGCCAUGGAGACGGGGCCGUUCAGUCGGAAACAGUGGGCGUCGCAGUCCCUGCGCAUCACAGCCAGAGAGCUCUCAUUGGUCGGUGGGCGGGGCAAGAACAAUGCCAUUGCUGAGCGCUUUUCCAAAUACCAGAAAGCUGCAGAAGAAGCGAGUGACAAGAAGAAAACGCCCAUCGAAAGUGUUCCACCCACCUUGCGUUCGGGCAACCUAAGCGUCCUGAAGAAGCGCUGGGAGCACGACAAAGCUGCACCACAGCUCAGCGUCGCACCUGCUUCCGCCGCAUCCAGACCUGAACCUCCGGCGGAGUCUCGACCUCCCGCCCGCACCGGCGCCUUCGUCCGGCAGGGCAGCCUGAGGCAGCCUUUAACCCGCUGGCAGCGACCCGUACAGAUUAAGGAGGAGAAGGAGGCCGCAGAGAUGGAGAAGAAGCAGGAGAAGAAGCAGGAGAUGUCUGUAGAGGUGGAGCAAGAGGAGGCGGGGCCAGUGUCCCCAACCACGCCCUGCUCACCGCUGGAGAAACCUAGCGUGCCGCUCAACAGCCUGAAGAAGAUGUUUGAGAAAGGCGAAGGGAGGGUACGACAGAACAGCACUGAGGAGAUGGACAUCCGGCCGGCGGACCGAGGUUUGGUCACUCUGGAACGAACCAAAUCACUCAGAGACAGGAUGGCCAAGUACCAGCUAGCCGUGUCCAAACAGGAGACCCGCACCCCGCCGAGCUCCCAGUCAAACCAGUCUGAGAGUGAGGGAAGCCCAUCCACCACCGACCACAAGGAGAACGUGCCCCCUAGUGUCAGGAGACAAGCAGUGAACUCCAUCUCUCCAGAGUCGACCAGUACAAAGACCAAUGGCGUGUUGGGUGAUGCAGCGAGUCCCAGCACUGACAUCUCAUCACCAGAGAACAGUGACACGCCCAAACUGGCCAGGGGUCAGAAGUUCCGUUUCACAGUGAGGGAAUCCUGUGUGGGCUGUCAUAAAACUGUUUACCCGCUGGAGAAGCUUGUCGCCAAUCAGCAGACCUACCACAACACCUGCUUCCGCUGUGCCCACUGCAACACCAAGCUCAGCUUGGCCAACUACGCCUCCCUACAUGGUACCAUCUACUGCAAGCCCCACUUCAACCAGCUCUUCAAGUCCAAAGGAAACUAUGAUGAGGGCUUUGGUCACAGACCCCACAAGGAGCUGUGGACCCCUCGUGCUGAUGAGGACGAAACUGAAGAGUCUGAAAAGCCAGAAAAGCCAAAGUUUGUCAUGCCUGAGCCAACACCAGUAAAGUCCAACCCAGAACGUACUCCAAUCUCCAACCAGAACUCCAUUGUGGAGGAAUCGCCAUUGGCCAAAGUCACUGAUAUUGCGGCUUCUCUUGAGACGAAGACCCAGUUGAGCAGCCCAGUGGAACAACCCUCUCCUGCCUCAGUGGAGACCAAGAGGCUGAGGAUUGCCUGGCCACCACCUUUAGAUGGCGAAAGCAACCUCAAGGGCACCCCCAGCUCAUCCAUUGAGAGUGGAAGGGGUGGAUCUGUCAGGUCUUUCAGGUCCAAGUGGCCACCAGAGGGUGAGGGGCAAUCGUCCAUGGAGAGCAGCGAGCGAGUCGAGCUUAAGAACCUUCGUCGCAGCUCGUCUCUCAAAGAGCGAAGCCGUCCAUUCUCUGUGGCGCCAAGGUUGGAAUCUACAAGUUCCCCACAGCAAGAGCCACGGCGCCCUCUCAGAUCACCAAUGGUGAGGAGAGGUUCUCUGGAAGAGCUCCGAUCUUCUCCCAAAGUUCACACCAUCCAGAACGAGCUGGUAAAGGAGAAGGAGAACGCUGAAGAGAUUAAAGAAACCAGCAAGGCUUCAAUCAACAAAGUCCAUGAUUCCAGGAAGGCCGUAAAUGGUGACACCAGUUCCGAAGAGGAGAUCCCAGAGGAGCGUCCCAAAAUCACUGAAGAAAAAGAAAAAGUCAGCGUUCCUCAUUCCAUCCUGAAGCGGCCCCAACCCGCCAAAGUAGAAUCGCUAGAUGACGGCAAAGAUGGCGAGGAGGAAUCCGACAGAGGUCCCGAACUCUUCCUGCACCCUUCUCCUUCGCCAGCAGUGGAGAACAAAGCCAACAGGACAUCCCAGGAUGUAGGAUUCUGGGAAGGAGAAGAUGCUGAGGAUUCCCUGACUGUGGAGGAGAUGAUCAAGAGGAACCGCUGCUACGAUGAUGAAGAGGAUGACGAAGAGGAAGUGGCCGAAGUGUGAAAGCACUUGAUGCAGAAUCUCAAUUCUGUCUCUACCACAAUGGUUCAGAAUGGUAGACCCCAAAAUAGAUGUAAAAGGUGCCAAAAAGGGUUCUUUGAAGGUCCUUAAACCUUAAAUCCAGUUUCUUGUUCUAGUAGGUAUGACCUGGCAGCUCGCCAGUUGUUUACAUCAAUAGAUUACUCGGUUAUCUAUCAGAGAUUCCAAAAUCCAGAGUCCCAAAGCCUAGGCUACAUUUCUUGGACACUACGUCAUAGAUUGAGAAACACUUGGCAUGCACCCGAGAAAUGUAGCCAAUGUUCUGAGCGAUUGCAGGGAUGCAACUGAUGUAUCCUUCUCACUUUUUUGAUACUAACAAUUCUCUAAGCAUGUACAGUGCCAAUCAUUGAAAAAAAAAACUACAAUGGGUAGAAAGUGAAGCAGGACCUUUGUAGUGAUGUCACCAUGAAGAUUGUUAAACUACUGUUCCAUAAGUGCGACCAACAGGCAACUAAGUCUACUAAGGACUGGCAGACUGGCAGUUAUAUUAUAUUUAAGGUCUUAAUUUCAAGCCUAAAGCACUUUUGGUUCUUAAAUCAGUCCUCUAGAACCAAGGAGGUCCACAUUUUAGAUCCAUACUAAUGUUACAAGCUGGAUUGUGGAAAUCUUCCAAAUCUUUCCACCAGUGCAAAGAACUAUAUACGCAUCCAAAUGAUUAUUUUAGUUACUAAAGAAUCGCUGAAGAACCUUUUAAUUUCCAACAUGUGGAGGGUGUUCCUAUAUUGAAAUAAUGUUUUAAGGUUCUGCACUGCAUAUGCUUACAUAGUCCUGAAAAAAUUUACUAGUACUAAGUAAUGAAACCAUUUUUUAGAGCUUCCCAAUGGAACUAUUUAGGUAAAGUAGUUCCCCACUCAUGCAAAGAAUAAUUUAAGCAUUCAUUUGGUUCUUACAAUUGGAGUGUAAAGAACCGUUUUUAACGGUUUAUGGAACAACCCUUUCCACGUUUAAGGUUUUAGGAAGAACUCUAUGUCUGGAAUAUAGAAGUUACAGCAGUGCAUUGUGAGACGAUUCUUCAUACUCGCAAAUCUCUUUUUUAAGGAUCUUUAGAGAAAUAUUUUAUGCAAAGAACCCAUUUUGGCACCUUUUUCAGAACUUUCUUUUUGCCAGAUGUGUAUCAUCUCCUUGUUUUCUUGUUUUUUUUUAUUGUAUAUUUUCAUCUCAUUCAUUUCCUGACUCCACUAGAACUGGACCAAAACCAGAAAUGCAUUUAUCGCUGGUACUUUAUUCCUUUUAACCACUGCUUCUUCCUAAAACUGGACCUGAAAUGUACUGUCUGCUGUCUUUUUUGUGUGAAAAUGAACGUGUUCAUUGUCUUUGUCUCUGUUGUUGAGAACUCCUGCAAUAAGAAACACCAGAAUUGGCCAAAUAAUUUGAUAUUACAGAGAUAUUUUUGAUGGUUUUAUAGUAUAUGAGAUUCUUGUAGAACAAAAAUAAGGGCAAAAUAUCAAUUCAGAUUUUUUUUUUUUUUUACAGUUUAUAAUGGAACUGUAUCUUUUAUAUUUUGCAGAAAAUCAUCUUUCUCAUACUUUACUAUGCAUUUUAAUACAGUUUUCUAUUCUUUCGUAUUUAUACUUGAAGAUUAACAGGCUUGCAGUAGGUCAUUUCCAUACAUUCCAGUGAAAUGGUGAUCUUUAAUGGGAUUUCUCCUUCAGUGGUAUUUUAUAUUCGGACAAAAAAAAAAAAAAAACAUGGUGCCUAUCAGACGGACUGUCGUUAGCGGUUAUCAGAAUUUAAACAAUGUGAUUUAUAAAUGCUUUAUAUUCUGCUUUAUAUCAGACCAAAUAAGGUUAAUUUGCCUUAUGUUCAAGAUGAUGCUGAUUGUAAAGUGUAACGCUGUCUCAGAAACUGAAUAAAUAAAAUCUGACGAAUAUAGCAGAUG
Astyanax mexicanus (Mexican tetra) is the source of this 4287-nucleotide messenger RNA. RefSeq names its product LIM domain and actin binding 1b (gene lima1b). NCBI's taxonomy places the organism in Eukaryota, Metazoa, Chordata, Actinopteri, Characiformes, Acestrorhamphidae. Bases 159 to 2372 code for a protein of 737 amino acids. Gene Ontology annotation, molecular function: actin filament binding. Gene Ontology annotation, biological process: actin filament bundle assembly. The transcript is spliced from 11 exons. Gene Ontology annotation, cellular component: plasma membrane; actin cytoskeleton. The record is from RefSeq and is a predicted model, not a curated record.